Messenger RNA from Siniperca chuatsi (mandarin fish), 1560 nucleotides. It is a transcript of the gene rnaseh1, whose product is annotated as ribonuclease H1. Gene Ontology annotation, biological process: DNA replication, removal of RNA primer. The record is from RefSeq and is a predicted model, not a curated record. NCBI's taxonomy places the organism in Eukaryota, Metazoa, Chordata, Actinopteri, Centrarchiformes, Sinipercidae. Bases 437 to 1318 code for a protein of 293 amino acids. Gene Ontology annotation, molecular function: nucleic acid binding; RNA-DNA hybrid ribonuclease activity; magnesium ion binding. The transcript is spliced from 8 exons.
GAGAGUUUUGUGAGAACACAGAUGGAAGUGAAUUGGUGGAAAUUGUCAACAUUAUUUGUGGGUUGUUGUUUUUUUUUUUUUUUUUGUCAUUUCUUUGUUGUAGCACGUUACAUAUGUUAAACAAACGCUUAAUUCCGGACUUAGAAAGCUACAGCAGAGGUUAAACUGUUGUCAUAUUUAUUAGGAAUACUUUUUGGCGUAUAUGUUUCUCUUCAGAGCAAGCAAACUAGCUAGCUAGUAACGGUAACUGUUACUAGCCACGACAUCCUUUACUGGCUGUAUACUUAUGUCGUGCGGCUAAAUUUGCCCCAUAUUUUUAGAUUUUCAAAAGCAAAACACGCAUUGACCAGUCAGGUUUAAUGGUACUUUAUUGUGUUUGAGUUGACAUCACGAUGUUAGCCACUUCCGUUUACCUGCAGUUCCUUGGCGAACAGUGAUGUUUAGACUGACUGGUCUUUUCAGAGUAGCACGCAGGACCGUUUGCAGUGCCGCCGACGACAUGGCGAAGGGCAAGUUUUUCUACGCAGUGAAGAAAGGAUUCAAACCAGGAGUCUACAGUUCAUGGGAUGAAUGUAAAAGCCAGGUGGAAAAAUUUCCAUCCGCCUCUUUCAAGAAGUUUGCAUCAGAGAAAGAUGCCUGGGCAUUUUUCAGAGGAGUCGAACUUUCUGCAGCUCCAGAGGUGAAGAAAGUGGCUCAGAUUGUGGAGUCGGCCGUCGCUCUGCUUCCCAAAAGAGGCCCGGAGCCUCUGGAGUACAUCCCUAUUGGUAAGAAGAGAUGCCACUCAGUCGAGGAGGCGGAGUCCCAUCCCAAACGAGUCAAACUGUCAGAAAGCUCGUCUUCAGAAAGCAGUGAUGGAUUCACAUACAUGGGUGAUGCUGUGGUCGUUUACACUGACGGUUGCUGCUCGGGCAAUGGACAAAAGGGCGCCCGAGCCGGCAUCGGAGUGUACUGGGGCCACAACCACCCGCUAAAUGUUGCAGAACGACUGCAUGGAAGACAAACCAACCAGCGUGCAGAAUUACAGGCUGCCUGCAAAGCGCUGGAACAAGCCAAAGAGAAGAACAUAAAGAAGCUGGUUCUCUACACUGACAGCAAAUUUACUAUCAACGGUGUGACCAGCUGGGUGAAGAACUGGAAGCUGAAUGGCUGGAGGCUGAAAUCUGGAGGUCAGAUCACCAACAAAGACGACUUUGUGAAGCUGGACAGACUGAAUGCAGAGCUGGAGGUGGUCUGGAUGCAUAUUCCAGGUCACGCCGGCUACAGAGGCAACGAGGAGGCCGACAGACUGUCGCGAGAAGGAGCAGCGAAGCCUUUAUAGCAGCAGCAUGAAGAAAGAGACGAUUUCACUUAAAGUGCUCCAGGACUGUUCACUCUGGUUUGUCAGCCAGUCGGCUGCUUUGAUACAGAGAUUUGUUUUUCUCGCAUUUGUGACUGAACCAAAACUCAGACGGAGGAGUCUGUGUGUUUGUCAGUUUUUCUGUUAAAUGUUGAUUUUAAUUUAUGUUUCCCGCUCUAAAUAAAAGUUUGAAGCUUCUGCUUUAACUGCAGCAUGAAAUCAAA